AUCGUAAAAGGAAAGAUGUCUGUUUAUCCUCUCAUCUCUGUUCUAGCAGGCCUUAAAGUCUUGAUUCCACUCGCAAAAGAAGCAAAUGAAUUAAUCAAAGUUGCUACGUCGGAUUUCAAAGGAGACGUUGAAACACUCGGCAGAAGGUUAGAAAUGAUUGAAGCUCUCUUGAGCGACGCUGAAAAUAGCACAAGAAAGAUAGAAUCAAAAGUUCUAAAACUGUGGCUGAAGAAUCUCAAACUUGCCAUUUGUGAUGCCGAGAACGUGCUUGAUGAGAUUGCUUAUGAAUCUCUUCGAACAAAGUUGGAGGCACAAAUGAUGGACCAGGUAAGCAAAUUCUUUCGUCCCAAGAUUGCAUAUAAGGUUAAGAAUGUCAAUUCAUUGCUUGAUAGAAUCUGCAAAGAGGCAAAUGAAGUUGGCCUUACUCCAGCAAAUCAGCUCAUAAAUGCUAGUGCUGUUGUUGAGCCUAGUGAAUUCACUAGUCUGACUCACCCCUUUGUAGAUGAUUCAAAGGUUUUGGGAAGGGAUGGUGAUGUCUCUACGGUGAGAGACAUGUUACUUGGCUCUGGUGUAGAAGAUGAUUUAUCUGUGGUUGCGAUUGUCGGAAUGGCUGGGCUUGGGAAGACAACCCUUGCUCAGCUACUCUACAAAGACAAGGAUGUGGUGAGUUAUUUUGAUCUGAAAAUGUGGAUUUGUAUAUCUGAUGAUUUCGAUGUUCAAAGGCUACGGAACAAGAUUAUGCAAUCUUUGGCUGGACAAAAACUAAGUGGCAAGAAAUAUCUCCUUGUACUGGAUGAUGUUUGGAACACAAGUUUUAACAAAUGGGAAUCAGUUUGGAAUUAUUUGCGAGAAAUUGGUGGUUGCAAGGGAAGUAAAAUUAUAGUCACAACCCGUAGUAUAGAGGUGGUAUCAACCAUGCAAACGUAUCCAUCUCGCACUCAUCGUUUGAGUGAGCUAUCGUAUGAUGAUUGUUGGAACAUGUUCAGGAAAAGAGCUUUUGCCCAUGGUGGACCAAGAGAAAAUCAAACUUUGGUGGAUAUUGGAAGAAGAAUGGUUGCACAAUGUAAGGGUGUGCCGUUAGCGAUAAACGUGUUAGGAGGUCUAUUGUACUCUAAGCAGGAUCAAAGGGAAUGGGAGUUGAUUGAGAAGACUGAAAUAUGGAAAUCACUUGCUAAUGAGGAUGGGAUUCUUCCUGUAUUGAGGCUGACUUACGAUCAUUUACGGUCCCCAUGCUUGAAACAAUGUUUUGCAUUUUGUUCUUUUUUUCCAAAGGACUUCAGAAUUCAAAAGGAUGAGCUGAUUUGGCUAUGGAUGGGUCUGGGAUAUCUUCAGUCUCCUUUAGGAGGCAGUUUGGAAAUGGAAGAUGUGGGUAAUGAGUAUUUCAACAUUUUGUUGCGCAAUUCGUUAUUGCAAGACGUGGAAUUGGAUAAGAAUGAUGAUAUUAAAAGUUGCAAGAUGCAUGAUCUAGUGCAUGAUCUUGCACUUAAUGUAUCAGAGGGUAGUUGUUUGACUUUGAAGGCCGGUGAGGUGAAGGACCUUUCCGAGGUUCAACAUCUAACAUUGCAUCUUGGAGAAGGAGAAGGGUUUGAGAAACUAAAAGAUGCUAAAAAAUUGAGGACGCUCUCAUUAACUGGACAUCUUCCUAAGGACUUUAAAGAUGUCAAACAUAUUCGUGCCCUAACUUUAAAGAUGAUUGAUGUCAAAGAGUUGCCAAGUUCAAUGCGCAAGCUAAAACAUUUGAGGUAUCUCGACUUCUCAAGGACUGCAAUUGAGAAGCUACCAAAUUUUAUCACCAGUUUCUACAAUUUGCAGACAUUGAGACCAAACAACACCACGUUGGCAGAAGUUCCAGAAGAAUUUCAUAAGUUGUGUAGCUUGAGACAUUUCUGCAUCAGUCAUCCACCAACUAAUUGGAAAUGGGAAUGGAAAUUGAUGAUGCCGAAGAUGAUAGGGCAAUUGACAUCUUUGCAGACACUUCCAUUCUUUGUGGUUGGCAAGGACAAAGGCAACAACAUUGAAGAGCUUGGAAGCUUAAGCAAGUUAAGAGGAAGAUUUCAUGUUUUUGGUCUCCAGCACGUAAAAGACGAGGAAGAAGCGGAAAAAGGUAAAAUGCUAGAGAAAUCAGGCAUUACCGAGUUGGAGUUACAUUGGGACGGAGACUUCGGAAAAUCCCACGUUAACCAUGAGGAUGUGUUGCAAGGACUCAAACCUGGUAGGAAUGUGAAGAAUUUAUUACUCGAAGAUUUUGGGGGACGAAGACUUGCAUCAUGGAUGAGCAGGGAUGCCCAGUUCCCACAAAAUUUGGUUAAGAUCGAAUUAACGAGGUGCAGAGAUUGUGAACAAGUCCCAACACUCGGACAACUACCACAUCUUGAAGUUGUUGUAAUGGAUGGUUUCGAUAAUCUGAAGCGUAUUGGUCCUGACUUCUACGGAUUGAAUGAAAUAAUUGUCGGUGCUGGUAGUAGUAGAACACGGGCUGCACCAGCAGCAGUAGUAUUCCCGGCAUUGAGAAAACUCACUCUUUAUCGUAUGCCUCAACUAGAAGAAUGGUCAAACAUAUCAUCAUCGCAUGUCGUUGCCGCGAGUACAAUGGAGUUCUUUCCUUGUCUUGAGAAGUUAGGUAUCUUUUUUUGCCCAAAGUUGAGAACAAUUCCAGGCCAUUUGUUGUCCAUUCAAACUUUAGAUACAUCUGGGGGAAGUGGUGGCUUUCCGACAGAAUGGCUGGGUAGCUCCUUCCGGCCCUACUUGGUUUUAGACGUAAGCAGUUAUUCAACAAAUAUUGCUAUUCUCAUCACAGAAUUGCUUGAAAAAAGCCGUAAAUCCCUAAAGGUUCUGACAAUAGAUAUCUACAAGCGGUGUUAUUUGCCAAACCAGCUACUAGACCUAUCGUCUCUUGAGAUAUUAGUGAUAAGCCACAACCAUAAUCUGGUGGAUAUGGUUGAAGAUAAAGAAGCAGCAUUCGAUGGCCUAACGUCUCUUCAAUAUCUUUCGAUUUCGGGGUGCUAUGAGUUGAGAUUUUUGCCAAAAGGGCUACUAAAGCCAACCCUUGUAACAUUGAAGAUUCUGAACUGUCCGAAUCUGGUGGAUAUAGUUGAAGAUAAAGAAGCAGCAUUAGAUGGCCUAACGUCUCUUCAAUUGGUUUUGAUUGAGGGGUGCGAUAAGUUGAGAUGUUUGCCAAAAGGGCUACUACAACCAACCCUUGUAACAUUAGAGAUUUCUGAGUGUCCGAAUUUAGAAAUGGCGCAUCCAGAGGAAUUGUGCACCCUCUCAUCCCUUGAGAAUCUGAGAAUAAAAAGCUGUCCAAAAUGGAAGAGUUAUUGGGAGGAGGGGCUGCUCUGCCUUGCCAGCCUUAAAAAAUUGGAGAUAGGGGAAUUCUCAAAUGAGCUUGAAUAUUUCCCCUGGCCCUCCUUCACUAGUAGGGCAGCUGCUGCUUCCCCCAGUAGUGCUACUGCCGCUAACGAAGAAUCCCCCUUCAUCUCCCUGGAGUCUCUGAGUUUAGUGGGCUGGUGGAAGCUUAAGGAUCUGCCUGACCAACUUCAGCACCUCACUACCUUGAGAGAGUUGAAAAUUUGCUCUUUUGGAGGGUUGGAAGAUCUGCCUGAGUGGCUGGGUAACCUUUCAUCUCUUCAAACUUUGCACCUCAGAUUUUGCCACAGCUUGACGAGUUUUCCCUCACUGGAAACAAUCCAAUGCCUCACCAAUUUGCAUACUGUGUUUCUGUUUCGAUGUCCCCUUCUAAUGGAAAGAAUCAAAAAGGAAAGCAGCGAAGAUAGGCCCAAGAUUUACCGCAAUCUGUCGAUCAAGUACCUAGACUAUCUCCGACCAAGUCCUUUCCGAUUUCCGUUCUGCACAAACAGAGUCAUUACCGGCGUUGACCCAACCCCACCAACAUCGAUCGCUGUUGCCUCCCGCCAGAAGUCACCUUCCUCUCCCACCACCACUCCAACUGCUUCUGCAGCGCCGUCCGCACCACGUCGUUUUCUUCGGUUGACAAAACCAGGUGUGACCUCUUCAUUAACCGACCACAAGAACUCAGGUGAAGAGAAAGAGAAAGAGAAAUGAAAAUUCAAGACAAUAUGGACUAGCGGCUUAAGCUUUCAAAAUUGAGUCCAAGGUAAUAAGUUAUUUUCAUGUUCUUUUCGUACUUUAGUCUGUUUCAAGAUGUACUUUAUUCAGAAAGAUAAAUUACUAUUCUGAUACUUCCAUUUCUUUAUUGUUUUUGAGGAACGUAGACAUAACGAUACUUUCAUUUCAAUAGGUAGCCAACAAAUAAAAAUGCAGACUUGAUGCAUUGAUUCUCUUAAAUCUGUUGAGUUUAACUCUUGGUGUCUAGUUUUCAGACCUGAUGCAUUGGUUUCCCUUUUUGUAGUCUUCGUGCGUUAAAAGUAGGCUAGCAUUUCUAUGCCAUCUUAACGAGGAAGUUUUAUGAGUCCAACUCUGUUUGCACUGAUGGAGAGGAUACUGUGGAGCUAGAAGUAUGAGAUUAUGAACUCAUCUACGGGAUUCUUUGAAAUGACAUGUUUUCAAUUUUUAAUCAAUGAUCAGUAAUUAUCUAUCUGACGAUUUCCAGGUUUUUUUUUGUCAUUUUACCUAAUGAAGCUCCUGCCCUAAAUGAUGUAAUGCAUACCUUGUCAACUGAGCUAACGUCUUAUUGUGCCAACUGAAAAUUUCCUAUCAGUAGCAGAGCAUAUCCUGAUGUGGCUGAACGUGAUGAGGUUUCAUCAGCACUCAUAGAUAGGGUGCAUAUCUCCAUUUUCUUGUGAAAUCGCCUUCUCAUUGUUCCUAUUUUGGCCCACGAAGGGUGAUGGAUACUGAAGCAUCUGACAAAUUAGCUAUUUAAUGUCAUAUUUCAUACUCCAGGAUGACGCUAUGCUUCAGAACCUUGAAAAGGAAAUUGAUGAUCUCGAUGCCAAAAUUGGAGACCGAUGGCGGCUACUUGACAGGGAUCAUGAUGGCAAAGUAACUCCUGAGGAGAUGGCAGCUGCAGCUAUGUACUUGAAGGAUACUUUAGGCAAGGAUGGGGUCCAGGAACUCAUUAGCAACCUGGUCAGUUAUUCUUUAAAGUUUCAAUUAUUUGUUAUAUGCAUGUCUAUUUCCUGGGAAGUAAUGGUACACUCUAAACCACAUUUUUCGCUGCCAUAACCCGUAACUAGCCAUAAUUAUUUGUAACACCUCCAUACGCACCAUACAUACCGGCAUGACAAAAACACCACAGAAUAUUGUUGUAACAAAUCAACUUUUCUGUGCUAUAAACCUGUUCAUUCCUAUACCACAAAACUUCGUAGUAACACCCAAAAACAUCUCUUUGUUAAACACGAUGCGUACCAUAGCUUUCUCCUUGCCGGUUUUAAAAAUGUUUAGAAAGCUUCUCGUGAAUAUCGAUUUCAAGCUAAAUCUCAGUUGUUUUUUCAAGUUUUUGAAGUACAUAUGUUUGUGUGAAACUUUCAUCUUGUGGAGUGAUA
Rhododendron vialii is the source of this 5462-nucleotide messenger RNA. RefSeq names its product putative disease resistance protein RGA3. The transcript has 3 exons. Lineage: Eukaryota; Viridiplantae; Streptophyta; Magnoliopsida; Ericales; Ericaceae. The record is from RefSeq and is a predicted model, not a curated record. The coding region runs from base 16 to 4062 and encodes 1348 amino acids. Gene Ontology annotation, biological process: defense response to other organism. Gene Ontology annotation, molecular function: ADP binding.